Molecule: messenger RNA, 2145 nt
Organism: Pseudomyrmex gracilis
Lineage: Eukaryota; Metazoa; Arthropoda; Insecta; Hymenoptera; Formicidae
Gene: Hpr1
Product: THO complex subunit 1
Exons: 7
Coding region: 129-2081 (650 amino acids)
Biological process (GO): regulation of DNA-templated transcription elongation; mRNA export from nucleus; signal transduction
Cellular component (GO): THO complex part of transcription export complex
Molecular function (GO): protein binding
Source: RefSeq, a predicted model, not a curated record
GAGGAUAUUCUCUACGCGGCAGUAACUUAACCUAACCUAACUUCUUGUUUGUUGCUAAUAAUAAAUUGGAAAAGCUAAGAAUGUGGAAUAAAUAGAUUUUUUGUGUGAUUUAUAUAUAGUGAAUCAUUAUGGCGAUGUUUGAAAUUCUGAGAAAAAAUUAUAGCAAUUACUUGCGAGAUUAUUUCAAACUAUCAGAUGUUGCAUCAUUUCAAAAGAAAUGUAUUGAAUGCUGUGCAAAUGAUGGCGACAGAAAAGCUGCAGUUGAUCAGGCACUACGAGAUACUCUAUUGAUAGUGCUAACAGAGAACUCGGACAAUGUGAGUGUUCUCGAAUCUUACAUCACAUUUUGCAUAGAAUUAUGCAGGAAGGAUCUAGCAACAGCUAGUAUGCCAGUGAUGUUACUGGGUGACAUUUUUGAUUCUAUGACGCUUGACAAGUGUGAAGAACUGUUUAUCUUUGUGGAGAACAAUGUUAAUAUAUGGAAGGAAGAUCUAUUUUUUACUGCUUGCAAAAAUAAUUUAUUAAGAAUGUGUAAUGACUUGUUGAGAAGAUUGUCACGUUCACAACAAACUGUAUUUUGUGGCAGAAUUUUGCUGUUUCUAGCAAAAUUCUUUCCUUUUUCUGAAAGGUCAGGUCUGAAUAUUGUUAGUGAGUUCAAUUUAGAAAAUUACACAGAGUUUGGCUCUGAAGCAGAAAAUGAUCUAGAACAAAUAACUAAAGAUGAUGAUAAGUCGGAAAACAAAAUACCUAUUGAUUAUAAUUUAUAUAGAAAGUUUUGGGCUCUACAAGAUUUUUUUAGAAAUCCCAAUCAAUGUUAUAAUAAAAUUCACUGGAAAGUAUUUUCAACUCAUGCCUCUAAUGUGCUAUCAGCAUUUGCUUCUUUCAAAUUGGAGGAACAACGAAGUUAUCCUACAACAUACAUGAAGAUGGAUUCCUCUGGAGAAGGCUCUCAUAAAGAAACUCAUUACUUUGCAAAAUAUUUGACUAAUCAGAAGUUACUGGAACUACAACUAUCUGACUCUAAUUUUAGGCGAUAUGUACUGCUGCAAUUUCUCAUUCUUUUCCAGUAUUUAAACAGCACUGUUAAAUUUAAAGCUGAGACACACGAACUCAAGUCGGAUCAAGUGGAAUGGGUGAAGACUACCACAGAUCAAGUUUACUCUCUAUUAACUGAAACGCCACCUGAUGGACCGGCAUUUGCAGAGACUGUAAAAAAUAUUUUGAAGCGCGAAGAACAUUGGAAUGCAUGGAAAAACGAAGGUUGUCCACCGUUUAAAAGGCCGACGUCAGAUACCGCUGAAGAAGAACCGCGAAAGCCAAAGAGAAAACGAAGAAUCGGUGAUGUUAUUAGAGAUGCGCAAGCAAUUGGCAAAUAUCACAUGGGAAACCCAGAACUCACUAAAUUAUGGAAUUUGUGUCCUAACAAUCUUGAGGCUUGCAAAUCUAAAGAUAGAGAUUUCCUUCCGUCCCUAGAAACGUAUUUCGAAGAUGCCAUAUUAGAAUUGGAUCCUGCCGCGAUGGUCGAUGAUAAAUACAAGAAAGUAAACGACGGAAACUUUGGUUGGAGAGCGUUACGUUUGUUGGCGAGACGAAGUCCGCAUUUUUUCGUUCACGGUAACAAUCCCAUUAAUAAAUUGCCUGAAUAUCUUGAAACGAUGAUUAAGAAGAUUGCCAAAGAUCGCCCUCAAGUACAGUCUGAUAUAAAGUCGGAAACUGAAGAAACGACACCACCAUCGGAAUCUGCUGAUCAAGAUUUCAAUGAAGAUGUUUUGAAGCAAGAUAAUGAACAGGUAGACUCUGAGACUACCGAUAUAAAAACCAGGAAAUUGAAUAAAGUCACACCGGAAAUGGUAGUGAAAUUAUCGGAAAGUCUGAAAAAUGAUUGGAAGAAGUUGGCAACGAAAUUUGGCUAUACUAAUGAAGAAAUUGCUUUCUUUCAAAGCAAACCAACACCAUAUGAACAAUGUAAGAAUAUGCUCGAGAUAUGGGCUGAAGAAGAUGAGGAUGCGUCAGUCGAAAAUUUAGCUUAUAUCUUGGAAGGUUUAAAUUACACGGAAGCGUUAACUGUGCUCAAAUCUUAAAUACAUUUUUCUUAAAUUUCUUAAAAUAUAUCAGAAAGAUACAUUUGUAUUAUUGUAAUAAAAU